Molecule: messenger RNA, 1827 nt
Organism: Diabrotica virgifera virgifera (western corn rootworm)
Lineage: Eukaryota; Metazoa; Arthropoda; Insecta; Coleoptera; Chrysomelidae
Exons: 1
Coding region: 1-1827 (608 amino acids)
Source: RefSeq, a predicted model, not a curated record
AUGGAAGAACCUUCUCGAUCUUCUGGGAGUGAGUAUCUACCUUCAAGCGAUGAUGAGGAAAAUGAAGAAUUUCCGCUUAUACGUUAUGAAAGAAUUAGUAAAGCUGAAGGUAAAAGUACCAAAAAAACAAAAAAAUAUAUAAGCAACAAUUAUUCUUACAAGUCUAAUGAAAUAUCCACAACUACUACCUUGCUUGAUCAAAAUUUAAAACCAAAAGAAGAAAGCUUUGAAUUAGAAACUACAAGUAAGCACGUAGACCCUUUUAUAGUUAACUUCGGUAAAUUUGUAGGACCCUCUCAUGUUAAAGUUGAGUCACACUUCAGUCGUUCACAAGACAAAAAAACAACAUGUCCGUAUUGCUUGGACAAUGUAACCCAUUUUGCACGACACUUGAUUAGAAGACAUUGUGAUCAAGGUGCUGUUAAGGAAUUUUCGUCAUUUCCUCCAAAUUACCACAAAAGAAAAUUAUUGUUAGAUGCUAUUCGCCGUCAGGGAAAUUUUGUUAGUUCCUUAUCAACUAAUAAUAUAAGACCUGUACGAAGACCCAAGGAAGCUGAAGAUGUAGAUACAUCAUUAUUUGUUUCUUGCCCCGAUUGCAUGGGAUUCUUUAGAAGAACGUAUUUAAGAAGACAUAGAAAGCAAUGUCCUGCCAGAUCUAAAUGUAAAACUGUCAAACGUGAAAAUCAUUUAUCUUUAUCACAAGUAUUCACUGUAUGUUCAGGUGUACACGGUGAUUUUCUUGCUUCUUUGCGUUUAAAAAAAGAAGUUUUUCCAAUUAUGCGAAGUGACGAGAUUUCAAGAACUGCUAUGAAAGAUAUGCUCAUUUGCUCAUAUGCUGAAAGCUUGCUAAGAAAGCACAAGCGUGCUCAAAUAAGAAAUGUUAUCUCAAAUAAAAUGAGAGAAUUGGGACGACUUCUUAUAAGUUUGAGAAAUACAACUGGAAUUCAACUACUAUUUGAUGCUUUGAAACCACAGUUUUUUGAUAAUAUUGUCGGAGCUGUAAAAGUUAUUAGCGGAUAUUGUGAAGAAACCAAAACCUUUCAAGCGAGCAGUUUGGCACUACACAUGGGGACCACGCUUAAACAAGUUUGUGACAUAGCUACAAAGAAUACUAUACAGAAAAGUCCUAUUAUAAUCUGUACUACUGCCGAAGAAAGUCUUAAAGACAUUAAGCGUUUAAAAAAUCUUAUUGAAAACCAUUGGACAUCUGAGAUUUCAAGCCUUGCACUGAAAAAUUUAAAGGAAAAUAAUUAUGUUUCUCCAAAAUUGUUGCCAUUGACCCAAGAUGUUAUAAAAUUCCAAACUUUUGUAAUGAACGAAGCCCAUCAAGCUUCAGAUGCAUUGAAGAAGAAUAUCCACAUUAAGUUGAACUAUCGAAAGCUGAUCGAGUCUGUCUUAGCAUUGACAUUAUUAAUAAAUAGAAAGCGCAUUGGGGAAAUUCAGUACCUAAAAACCGAGACUUAUAAUUCAACAGUCAGUGAAAACCAGCAAACCGAGUUUCUAGAUUGUCUUUCAAAAACUGAACAAACUUUGUGCAAGAAUUACAAAAGAGUAGUGACCGGUGGAAAAGGAAGCAGACCUGUUGCAAUUUUAUUUCCACCGGACCUUCAGAAAUUCAUUGAACUUCUUCUAAGUUUCCGAAGUAUUUGUGUGACUCCGACAAAUCCGUAUUUAUUUGGUAAUCCUAACACAGAGCUGUGGUUGAGUGGCUAUCAUAUUGUGAAAAAGCUGGCGACAAAAGCUGAUGUUUCGGAUACAACUCUGUUUACAUCAACCCGUUUAAGAAAACAAAUUGCCACAUUAUUGCAAGCAAUCAAUAUUGGAUGA